AUGGACAAUGCGCACCCACAACUUGCCAAAGAGAGCUGCCGUUGUAUCUCUGUGGUCGUCCAGACAAGUUGGAACAAGGCGGAAAUUUGUGAAGCAAGAGGAGCGCCCUUCUCUCGCGAGCCGACAGAUGAGAUUCGGGCCUGCAGGGUCUGGAAGUUAGGUCGGGAUGUGCUCGGGUUCUGGCAUGUUCGUCGCCAUGGUUCUAGUCGUUGGCCAGCUGCCAUGUACAGUGCAAAAGACAUGAUUGCAGCACUGCAAGCAGUUGGUGAAAGUCUUUGGGCUGCUCUUGGACGUUCUGCUUUGGACGCUUGCCUGCGAGUACAAAGCUCAGGGUCUGUUGCAUAA
Molecule: messenger RNA, 345 nt
Organism: Symbiodinium natans
Lineage: Eukaryota; Dinophyceae; Suessiales; Symbiodiniaceae
Source: the annotation of a GenBank genome assembly